Molecule: messenger RNA, 903 nt
Organism: Lachancea thermotolerans CBS 6340
Lineage: Eukaryota; Fungi; Ascomycota; Saccharomycetes; Saccharomycetales; Saccharomycetaceae
Gene: SPS19
Product: 2,4-dienoyl-CoA reductase (NADPH)
Exons: 1
Coding region: 1-903 (300 amino acids)
Biological process (GO): fatty acid catabolic process
Molecular function (GO): 2,4-dienoyl-CoA reductase (NADPH) activity
Source: RefSeq, a predicted model, not a curated record
AUGCCAAACUCGCUUGGUGAUAGCUUUGUUAAGGACGGGCCCUGGAAAGCAGACCUUUUCCAGGGAAAAGUUGCAUUCGUGACAGGCGGCGCUGGAACCAUAUGUCGGGUUCAAACAGAAGCUCUGGUUCUUUUGGGAUGCAAAGCAGCGAUCGUCGGAAGAAACCCCGAGAAAACUUUGGAGGCCGCUCGCGAAAUAUCAAAGCUGAGCCCUCGCCGCGACAGCACGGAGAAUGACAGCGUCGGGGGAGAUAGUGUCUUGGCCAUCCACAGCGUGGAUGUUCGAGAGAUCGGGCAGCUGGAACAGGCUGUUGCGCGCACGGUUGAGAGAUUCGGGCGUAUCGACUUUGUCAUCGCUGGCGCUGCAGGCAACUUCAUCGCCCCGUUUUCGCAGCUGUCAGCAAACGCCUUCAAAUCUGUCGUCUCGAUCGACUUACUGGGAAGCUUCAACACGGCCAAGGCGUGCCUAGCGGAGCUCAAGAAAAAUAAGGGAGCUAUCCUGUUUGUGUCCGCCACUUUUCACUACUACGGCGUGCCGUUCCAGAGCCACGUCGGAGCUGCCAAGGCCGGGGUCGACGCCCUUUCCAACGCGCUGGCCGUAGAACUUGGAGUGUCUGGCAUUCGCAGCAACUGCAUAGCUCCGGGAGUCAUCGAGGGCACCGAAGGGGUCUCCAGGCUUACCGGCAACGUCUCAGAGGAACAAAUACGCUCAAAGAUCCCGCUGCAGCGCUUUGGCACCACCAGAGACAUCGCUGAAACCACAGUCUACUUGUUUUCAGAUGCAGCAAAAUACGUGACCGGCACGGUGCAUAUUGUUGAUGGCGGCAUGUGGCAUCUAGGAACGCACUUUGGCCGUGAUUUAUAUCCUCAGAACCUGCUUACCGAGGAAAAUGCUAAAUUAUGA